AUGCUCUUCAAAACUCUUCUCAUCUCUGCCACUGCUGCUCUGGCUGCUCCUGUCGCUUGCGACACCCAGGUUGACACUCAGUCAAACACCCAGAAGUACUCCCUGAAUGCCAUCCUGCCUGGUCAGGGAGCCUCUGGUAUGAAGCCUCUGCAGGUCCGAGAAGACUCUAUCGUCUACGGUCUCACUCAGGGCUACUCUUACUUCAAGCUUGAUGCUGUUGGGGACAAUCUCGUCAAUGUGGAGUCUCCCGGCCAGGGUCCCAGAGAGCUCUAUGCUGCUGAUGAUGGCGAGCUUGUCGUCAACGAGCACCCUGCCCAGGUUGGAAAAGGAUACAACGGAGGUUGGGAGUUCAAGGGUGACGGAUCUGUCCAGGACGUGACCUACUACGGAGCCAACGAGUGGUACUCUUGUACCUCCAAGGAUGAUCCUCUCCACGGCGGCCAGGUUGUCCACAUCAAGAAGGGCGACAAGUACGCCUGUGAAAACCCCAUCAAGCUUACCAUUGUUGCUGCCAAGGACUAG
Messenger RNA from Yarrowia lipolytica CLIB122, 522 nucleotides. RefSeq lists its product as uncharacterized. NCBI's taxonomy places the organism in Eukaryota, Fungi, Ascomycota, Dipodascomycetes, Dipodascales. The record is from RefSeq and is a predicted model, not a curated record.